GAGACACGACUAUUCGGGUUGGACACAUCCCUUGAAUUAAUAUAGUAAUUAAUUUCUAACAAUUCUGUUGCGCUGUUAAUUUAUACCCCGAGCGCGCGUUUGACCGCGGACCCUCCCUCCUUCCCUUCCUCCCCGAGUUGUCUCUUCUCUCUCUCGCUAUCGCCCUCCGCUGGCAGCGCGCGGCCAAAGUCUUCCCCGCUGCGCGCAACCCCGUUCAGACCGGGGAUCCGGGCAAUUAAACCUUCCUUCCUACCACCAGUCAACUCUCCUCCUCCUCUUCCUCUCCCCCCUCCACUGUGUUGUGUAUAUACAAUAUACUACUCCUCCGCUUGAGGCUUGACCUGACCUGACUAGUUGUGAGCGCGGGGGCCGGCGUGGAACUUCCCAGAACUGGAGCUGCAACUGCGGGAGACGGCAAGGUUGUGGUGUUUGUUGCGCCUCCCUCCUGGAGAAGAGUGGUUCAAAACAACGAGGAGGAAGCAGCCACGGAGCGGGAAAGAUACAGAAACUCUGGAUUCUGGACCUGGUGUUACGACAGACAAGACAUCUGUAGUGUAGCAGUCAUAUCAGUUUGGUGGUAGCUGGUAGAUAGCUACAGCCUGGAAAUAUUGUGCUGUGGGUGAUGUCCUUGGUCUUUCUUGUUUGAUGGCAAGUGCAAACACAGGCGCGUUUCGCCUUGUGAGGUGCCCAAAGUGUCUUAACAUUCUACCAGAACCUGCAAAUGUUUCUGUCUACCAGUGCGGUGGAUGCAACACCACUCUUAGAGCUAAAAUCCGUGCCAGUGAUGCACAAAAUGUGGCCACCAAACAAGUUCAGCAAGAUUCCCGGGAUUACUCUGUUGUUCCCUCUGAAACUGUGAGCAAUGGGGUGUCGACAAAACAAGUUCGGCAAGACUCUGGUAAUUACUCUGUUGUUACCUCUGUGAGCAAUGGGGUGUCUCCCCAAAGCAAGGAACUGGGUUCUAUUGGUGCUGCUGCGGAUGAUUCCAUCACUCUUGGUGCUUCAAGCAGCGAGAUGGAGCAAGAGGGCAAUGGCACCGGAAGCAGUGAGAAGGGUGAUAUUAUGUCAGAUGAGGAGAAUGUUAUGGAGGUUCCAAAUACUGAGAGCAGCCAAGACAACAAUUCUGGUGACGAUGACACCAAUGGAGAAAUAGAAGAUCUUGCUGCCCUUAUACAACCCAGUGGCAGUGGGAAUGGCACACAGAUAGUAGAUUCUGACAAAGAAGAGAACAACACGGUAGAGCAAAGCGCAGAGAAUUCAGAGGAUUGCAAAAUAAACGAAGAUGGUGAUAGGGAAAGCAGCCUGAAUACCUCAGAGCAUAACAUGCCUUCAUCCGAGGAAAGAGAAUUAGCUAGCAAUUUGCCAGAAUGUGAGGAGAUUGGAGCACGCAAAGCUGAACCUGCGGCAAGCAAGAAAAGCAAGCUGGUAAGGGUGCAAUCUCGGUCUUGUGAUCUCCGAGAAGUGCCUGGAGUAUCAGUUGACUUGCUUGAUUUCCACUCUUCCCGAACUUCAUUCCAGUCAAAAAGCUUCAGGGCAAGCGAACCUCUUCAAUCAAAGAUUAUGAAGACGGUGGAUGAAUUGAAAGGUGACCUUUCUGAAAUCUUCAAUAAACCUUCAGAUUGCAAGCCAAGGGCACACCCUCCCCAUCCGCUGAAACAAGAUGGUUACAGCCAACCUCUUACAGCUUACCAUCCUGCUGUCAAGCAUUCGGGCUAUGCAUCUCGCCUGAGUAGGUCUGGCCAAGUUGCUCCCCAUGGCCAUGGACUGCCCUUACCGCGGUAUGGCCGGCGCAGCGCCUAUUCAUACAUUCGUAGUGGGCAACUGGAAAUGAGACCUUGCCCUCACCAAUGCCAUCAUAGCUGCCGCCCACCCCGUUGCAGCUCCUGGAAACAAGAACCUGCACCGCACAAGCCACCGGCUAAGGAGAUAAAGCGGCGGCCUGCCUCGAGAAAUCUCUGCCGGCCAGUCCUAAGGGGCGCGCCAUUCGUCCUUUGCUCCAACUGUAUGAAGCUCGUGCAGCUGCCCACCGAUUUUGCCAUUCCGAGCAGAGGAACACGCAGGCUGCGGUGUGGCUCCUGCGCGCAGGUUCUCUCCUACUCUUACAGAGACCCCAACAGAAGGAAACUUCAGUCACCAUUUGGGGGUGACGAGUCCAGCACAGAUGACUCGGAAAUUCACCAGGUAGGUGAUGGCCAUAACACUGCUGCCCAUCAAGCUGAACCAUAUUCGUACUCAUACUCGGAAGAAUACGGUAUCUCGGCUGGUGCGAGCUAUUCUACCGAGGACGAGCGACCCUUGCAUGUGUCAAGGAACUCAUCUUUCAACACCAUUGAUGAAACAAGUACCAAGGAGUCUAAGCUUCAUCGGUUGAUGGGGUACUCUUCGGCGAGUGAGCUGAUGCGGCAUUCUCCUGAUCUGUAUGAGAGUUUCACCAGACGAACGCCUAAUGCAAGAACAUAUGACGUGAAGGGGAAAGGCGUUUGCGUGACUGAUGGUUCAGAUGCUAAACAUGCUGCGGUGAAGGGAUCAAAACCAAAAGAGAAAAGAAUGGGCUUGCCAUUCCAAGGGAUGUUCAAGAAAGGGAUUCAUUGACUGGAAUCUAUGAAGCUCGGGUCAUAGGUAAUUCAACUUCGUUUGUCAGGAUUGGCGAUUUUAGGAGAAACUAUACAUGAAGUGUGAGUUUUUGGAAUGAUGAUAGAGUGAUAGGUAAUUUGGUAUUACAGUAGUAGUUAGCAUUCUAAUGAAUGUGUGGGCUCACAUUGUUGUUUGCCAUUCAUCUGUCCACAAGCUUACUUGUUUGGCAAUUAUGUGUGCUCUUUGAUGUGUGUAUAGUUUCUGGAGAUCAAAUUUUCGGCGUUUACGAUUGUA
Molecule: messenger RNA, 2868 nt
Organism: Hordeum vulgare subsp. vulgare (domesticated barley)
Lineage: Eukaryota; Viridiplantae; Streptophyta; Magnoliopsida; Poales; Poaceae
Product: protein ENHANCED DISEASE RESISTANCE 4
Exons: 3
Coding region: 646-2592 (648 amino acids)
Biological process (GO): regulation of defense response to fungus
Source: RefSeq, a predicted model, not a curated record